Messenger RNA from Rhinolophus ferrumequinum (greater horseshoe bat), 471 nucleotides. RefSeq names its product SLAM family member 8 (gene SLAMF8). Lineage: Eukaryota; Metazoa; Chordata; Mammalia; Chiroptera; Rhinolophidae. The record is from RefSeq and is a predicted model, not a curated record. The transcript has 4 exons.
CAGAAGGACCACAGCUCCUUCCAUGCAUCCACUUGACAUGGGAUGUUUAAGAUUUAGGUUGUCCAGGGAGUUUGCCUGCCUCUCCAGAGAAGGAUGACCAUGUGGUCCCUGUGGAGUCUGUAUCUCUGGGCAGAGGAGCUCCUGGCCACAUAUUUCCAGGGUUCCCUGGAGACUCUGUACCACUCCCGUUUCCUGGGCCGAGCCCAACUGCACAGCAACCUGAGUCUGGACCUCUGACCACUGGAGUCUGGAGACAGCGGCAACUUCUCUGUGUUGCUGGUGGACACGGGCGAUCGGACCUGGACCCAGAUCCUGCAACUCAAGGUGUAUGAUGCAGUACUCAGGCCCAUGGUACAAGUGUUUGUUGCUGUAUUGAGGGAUGGCCAGCCCCCCAAGACCUGCCAGGCGCUCCUGUUGUUAAGGAGCAGCCUGGAAGCCAUCACACUGGGAGGACAGAAAACAUUGGUAUGA